AUGGUCAAUUCUUGGUCAGAUACUGAUGCUGUCCUUCCUUUCCCUCAUUCUGUCUGGUCAGUGGAGCUGAAACUAACCCAUGUUGACUGUAAUCCUAACCAGCCUCUGGUUCAUUUUCAGGGUCAACAUUUAUUGGUGUGUGAACUUGACUAUAAUAUUUUACAUUCUGAAAUACAAAACGCUCAAAAAAUCCAAGGAAUUGCAGAGAUUGGUACCUUUUGUUUGGUAGAAGAUUGUUUUUCUGGACAGUGGUACAGAGGAAGAGUUCAUCGCAGAUGUGGUAAAAUAUUUGAUGUUUUUCUUCUUGAUUAUGGCAGUAUUUUAUCUUGUGAUGAGAGUCAUAUUGCAUCUGCUUCUGAUGAUCAUUUAAUUUUACCACCCAAAAUUGUGUGUGGAUUUUUUGCAAACAUUUUGCCAAAUGGUGAUACCUGGGAUAGCACUGCUGUGAAGUAUUUUUCAAAAUUAAUUGGGCAAGAAAUAAAAGGAUACAUUCAAGCAGUUUUACCUUACAAAGUGCUUAUACUGGAAAUACCUGACAUUAAUAAAGAAUUAUUACAACAUGGUUCUGGAAAGACAGUUGACAGGAAUACAUUUUUAGUUAUUGUGGAAAUGUUAACAGAGUUAUCAGUUAAAGACUGGAAACCUAUUCCACAUCUGCUAAGUGAAAGAAAUCUUACUCAAGAGAAAAAUCCUUUUCAAGUUUUUUUUCAGGGUCUUUUAAAUAUAUUUCCGUAUUGCCUUCCUGAAUUGAGCAUUGGUAAAAAGCUAAGUGUUAAAAUAACUGCAGCAUCAACACUUAGUUUGUUUUUCUGUCAGCUAAUGAACAAAGCAAGAGAUCUCGAAGUUCUUACACAGAAACUGAAACAUUUUUGUGAAUCCUACAUUGGAGAUUUUAAAGAAAACAGUAGUGGAAUCUCUGACCAACUAUGUGCAGUUAAAGGAAAAUGUGAUAUGUGGUAUAGAGGACUUAUUCAGCAUGUUCUGCCUAAUGGCAAUAUAGUUGUUUUUUUUUUGGAUUUUGGGUAUUCAGACAUUGUAAAGUCAGAUCACAUUCUUCCUGUUGAAAGACAUUUUUUUUCUGAACCGGUGAUGGCUUUUCCAUGUACAUUGACUUGUUUAGAAGAACAAGAUGAAGAAUUACUGAAACUGCAGACUGACAAAUUAAAAGAAGGACUGUUAGGAGGAAUUGUGCUUGCUUGUGUGGAUCGUUUCAGUGUUGCUCAGAGCAGAUAUUAUGUAACUCUUUUUAGCCUACAUAACAGCUCUGAGAAAAAAAAUCAAGGGACUUUGUCCAUUGAUCCCCCCAUUACAACUGCUAAUAUGAAUGCCCUUCCUGAAGUUUCACAUGUAUUUGAUUUAUCAAUAAAAAGACUUGAUGAUUCAUGCUUUUGUGAAAACAUGGAAUUUAAGGAGAAUUCUAUCUUUGUGGGAUAUAUAGAACACAUUCUUCACCCAUCACAUUUCUGGAUGAGAUCUGAUGAUCGAAAUGCCGAGUUUGAAGAUAUGAUGGAAGAAAUCAAUAAUUUAUAUAGUGGUAAGGAGUUGGAAGACAAUAUUCUCCAAAACUUAAUUCCAGGUGUUUGGUGUUGUGCCAUGUUUGAGAAAGAUUGGACUUACUACAGGGCUGUUAUUGUAGACAUUUUUGAACAAGGAGCAGAAGUGUUCUUUGUGGAUUUUGGCAAUACGGAAAUGGUGCCAUUUAUGUUUAUUAAAGAAAUGCCUUGUGAGUUAUCCAAGAUACCAGCAUUUGCUUUUCUUUGUUCUCUUGCACAUGCGGUUCCCAUUGAAGAUGUCUGGACAGUAAAGGCUACAGAUGUUUUCAAAAAAUUAGUUAUGAAUAAAGUCCUCCUAGUGCGUAUUGUUUUGAUACAGAAAGAUAAAUAUAUUGUGGAUAUACAUGACAAAGAAAAUAAUAAAAUAAGUGUGGCUAGUGCAUUAGCCAUGGCCGGGCAUGCAGAGUACUGGAAAAACACAACAAUAAAUGUCAAUUUUAAGAAAAAACAGCAAAUGGAAAGCUCCUGUCAUCCUUUACAAAAAAAAAAGUUAGGUUCUAACAGUGGGAAAAAAACAAGUGAGAAUCUUCCUUUUAGGGAAGAUGCUUUGAAACAGCAAACAAUUGCUACAUCAAAGAUUCCCCAAGCACAAACCAGAUUUUUGACUAAGCAAGAUGGGGAAACGGUGUUACCAACUCAGUGUUUGUCUAAAAUUAAAUUAUUCAUUAAGCCACUGAUUUUCAAACCUGGAAUGGUGGUUGAUGUAAUUGUGUCCCUUGUUAUCUCUCCUUUUGAAUUUUGGUGCCAGUUAAAAAAUCAGUCCUCUCAAUUUAAACUGUUAAUGGGACAAAUUCAGCAAUACUAUCGGGUUAAUAAUUUUGUCUUCCAGCCAGAUGAAAAUGUUUGCAUUGCAAAGUGCACAAGGAAUGGACAAUGGCACAGAGGAUUUAUUACUCGCAACUGUGGUAGUUCAGUAGAUGUCUUUUUUGUUGAUCUUGGUCUAACAGAAACAAAACCAAUCUGUGAGAUUCGGGCAAUCAAACCUGAGUUUACCUAUCUUGAAGGACAAGCAUUUCGCUGUAGCUUUUAUUCACUUAUUGAGCCCACUGUGAACUUUCCUUACUGGAAUCAGAAUGCUUGUAAAAUAUUUAAAGAGAUGGUUGAAAACAGUAAUUCACUUUUCACAUGUACAAUACUUGGCCUAGUAUCCAGAGGUAACAUUUUGUGCUGUAUUGUAGAUAUGAAGAAUCAUUUUUUUGUUGCCAGUCAGUUUCUUAUAGACAAUGGUGUGGCUAGAAAAACUGAAAAUUUGUGUAUCACAUCUGUUUUUUUUCAUACUUACUUAUACUGUAGCUAUAAUUUGAUGAUUGGAAAUGAAGAACAAGUACAUAUCACCCAUGUGAAAAGUCCCUUUGAACUGUACUGUCAGUUGGAUAGAAAUUCACAAAUGUUUGAAGACUUGAUGUUAAAAGUUUCCAAAGUGGCCAGUGAACGCCAAAACCAAAGCAGUUCUGAUAUUCAGUGGAAACUUUGUCUGGCUUUAUAUAGUAGGGAUGGACUUUGGUACAGGGGUUUGUGUCACCCAUUGCCAUCACCUUUACAUUUUAAUGUGCAUUUUGUUGAUUAUGGAAAUAUGGAAAUAAUAGAGAAGAAAAACAUUAUUCCUAUUCUUGCUAAAGAAAAAGAUCUGAUCUACACACCUGUACAGGCUGUAAAGUGCUCCCUGUUAAACAUUCCCAAAGGAGAAUUGAUACCAGAAGUGCUUGCCUACCUGGAGGAAAAUGUUUUAAACAAAACACUAAAUGCUAUAAUUUCUGGGAAGGAGACUGAUGGAAGCAUUGUUGUAGAACUUUACGAUGGAAGGAUACAGGUUAAUAAAAAGGUAAAGGAAAUAAUUGAUAAGAAUUUUCAACAGUCUGAUUCAGAGAGGAGACAGUUACAUAAAAAUUGUAACAUUAAUCACAGAAUUUUACAUUCAGAAAAGAAUUGUACUUCUGAUAAAAUUAAAAUGAAACCAAGAAAAAAGAAUCAAAAUGUCAGUAUAAUCUGGACAAAUAUACUCUGUAAAGCAGUCAGUGAGUGUGGUUUAAUGAAUGUUAUGCCCAAGAAGACUCCAGAAUUGGUAUUGGAAUGCACACAAAAGAAACCUCACUUUCAAAAGGAAAAUAAGUAUGCAGGUGUAAUGCAUAUUAACAGAGACUGCAAAUCUACAUGUGAAAAAGAGUGCAAUACCCCAGAGUAUUCUGACCUUCCAAGUAGGAAAUUUAACACUGGGUGGAAAACAGAUGCAUACAUUUCUCAUGUAAACAGUAUUUUUGAUUUCUUUAUCCAACUUGCAAAGGACAAAUCUUCAAUUGUAAAUAUGGAAAAGGAACUCAGUGAUAACUUAAAUAAACAGAAAGAGCACUUUAUUGGACAUGUCAAAAUGAAUGAUUUGAUAGCACUGGAAUCUGAGAAUCAUGAGACUUUCUAUCGUGCAGUUGUUAAGAAUGUGUCCUCAAAUUCACAGCUACUUGUUGAACUUAUUGACUAUGGAAAAGGUAUUUUGGCAGAUAAAAGUAAAUUGUAUAAUAUCCCUUAUAAUUUUGUAAAAAAACCUAGACUAAGCAUCCAUUGUUGUUUACUUAAAUCAGACCUUGUGGGUAGUGACUUCCCUUUUAGAGUUGAUAUACCAGAACAACCAGUCUGUGUCCAGUUCGUAAAGGAACAGGGUGUACAGUGGGUAGUACAUAUAAACAUUACUGAAGCAGGAUUUCUCUCUCCCCAAAAUUCAACGCUGCAGUCAUCAGAUUUGAAAAAGAAAAAUCCUGAAAACCUCUCCCAUCCUGAUAAUACUUUUCCAGCUGAACAACUUUUUGCAAAAGAGAAUGGAAAAAAACAUUUAUAUUCAGGAUAUAAACAUUUCUAGUGAAUUGGCUAGAGAAAAGAGAAC
Molecule: messenger RNA, 4425 nt
Organism: Erpetoichthys calabaricus (reedfish)
Lineage: Eukaryota; Metazoa; Chordata; Cladistia; Polypteriformes; Polypteridae
Gene: tdrd15
Product: tudor domain containing 15
Exons: 2
Coding region: 1-4401 (1466 amino acids)
Source: RefSeq, a predicted model, not a curated record